Oppia nitens is the source of this 3131-nucleotide messenger RNA. It is a transcript of the gene Slmap, whose product is annotated as sarcolemmal membrane-associated protein-like. NCBI's taxonomy places the organism in Eukaryota, Metazoa, Arthropoda, Arachnida, Sarcoptiformes, Oppiidae. The transcript has 5 exons. The record is from RefSeq and is a predicted model, not a curated record. Gene Ontology annotation, molecular function: protein binding. Bases 228 to 3071 code for a protein of 947 amino acids.
AUACCUACUGUAUAUUUAGUGUAUUUAAUAUACAGUACAUGUAUUGCAUAACAUUGAAUGACUUGAAGUGUAAUGUCAUAUAUGAAUGUUUGUAAUGUUUUGUUUACCAUUUGAUGUUUGUAUGAAUGCAUUGAUGAAUAGAUAAAUGUAUUGAAGUGUUGAAUGCAUUGGUUUUGAAGACAUUGAUUGAGACGAGUAUUGAGUGAGACAUCGAUCAAGUCUUUCAUAUGUUAAUCAAUGGCAACGAAGACUCACCCGCCGAUCGGUCGGCACCCGAACAACACAUCAACGGCACUAACAUUGAGGACAAUAUGAUGGCCGCCAUUACUGACGGCCUCAAUGCGGGACAAACGGGUCAAUCGACAAAUGCAUCGUCAGCUCAGGUGUUACUCAUCUGCCGCAAGAACUCACAUCCAUUUACUGAAAGAAAGGUAUAUCUGGAGGGCUCGACACCCGUCAAAGUGGGCAGAGCUGUGGCCAGAAGUAAGCCGUCAAAUGACAACUUCGUAUUUGACUGCAAAGUGUUGUCCCGAAAUCACGCCUCCCUUUGGGUCGACAAUCAUAAGUUUUACCUGAAGGACACCCGAUCCUCAAACGGCACGUUUGUCAAUAACUUUAGACUCAGUCCUGCUAAUGAAGAGUCGCAGCCUCGGGAGGUGUUUUCGGGUGAUAUCGUGCAGUUUGGUGUCGAUGUGAUGGAAAAUCAACGUAAAGUAACCCAUGGAUGCAUAAUAGCGACUCUUAAGUUGUAUCACAACGACGGCACUGAAGCCAAAUGUCAAGAACAACACCAGAACUAUACGACAAACUCAAACUAUAGCACUGUUCACAUCAGUUCACAACAAUUACAUGAAUUGUCUCAAUAUCUUACCGAAGCUCUACAUAGAGAGCAAAUACUUGAAAAUAAAUUAGAGACAUUAGAAAGGGUAGUCUCAAGUGCUCACGAGUCGGCCAACACGGCCUGGAAAUCACUUGUUGAAGAGGACCGUCUACUUAGUCGUAUAGAAACACUGCAAAACAAACUUGAAAUAUGUCUUAAUUCAUCUCAGAUGAGCAAUCAAUCAAAUAAAGAGAGUACUGAUAGCACCGAUAGCUCAUCAGUUCAGGUAUUACGCGAAGAAAUGCUUAAAUUAAUUGACGAUAAAGACAAGUACGAGUCUGCAGCCAAAGAGGCUAUUCAGAAGACAUUGGAAGAGAAAUUAAUUAUUUUGACGCGACUGCAUGAAUAUGAAGUGUCGAUUCGUAGUCAUGAAGAAGAAUGCAAUCGACUUCAAGGGGUAGUGACCGUCAGCGCUAAAGAGAUUAAUCGGUUGGCAAAUUGUAACGAUGAGUUGACCAAAGAAAUUGAAUCUUAUGUCAAUCGAUUAAAGACUACUGAAGACCAGAAAAUAUCAUUAUUAGAGGUGACUAACAAAGAAAGAGAAGACUUAGAGGAUUUGGUUGCAAAAUUGAAAACUAAAGAAACAGAAAAUAAUGAAAUUAUAAAAGAGUUGAGAGCCGUAAGUGAUUCUGCAAAUCUUGAAUUAGAGAAACUUAAGUUGCAAUUGGAUGUAAUUAAACAAACGCAAAAUGUGGCCAAUGAUGGCAUUUGUGUCAAUAAUAAUGUCUGCAACGAAACAAUUGAUAGAACUAAUGAUAAUAACAAUGCCAUUAAUGGUAAUGAAAUGUUAAGUGAAGAAUUGCAAAAAGUGAAAAAACAAUUAAUGCAAAGCAAUACCAAAUGUGUUGAAUUGAAUGCAGAACUUAAUGGAUUAAAAGCCAAACAUCUAAGCGGAAGUAGAGAAAUGAUUUGUGACAAACUUAGCGAUAGUACUGUUACUUUGAAACAGUCAACUACAGCUAUGGAUCUACCGGUGACGGAUCAAAAUUAUAUAAAUAAUUUAAUGGUUAAUGGAGAGAUUAACAGUACAAAUGAUAUUACUAUAAAUGAGACAUUAAUUAAUGAGGAAAUUGAUUAUUGUGUCAAAAGUGAAGAGAAAGACAUGAAAACACUGGAUGACCAGGUAUUGGGAACAGCAUCACAGCAAACGUCUAGUCAACCAUUGAAAUCGGAAAUUGAUUUACUAAAAGAAUUAUUAGCCGAAACUCGAGCAUCAAAGAAAUCAACAGAUGAAGAAUUGUCGAGAACUGUCACUGAAUUAGAGAACUUAAGGUCACUAACGAAGCAAUUGUCAAUAGAGUCGGAUGAGACACAAGAAAAAAUAGAGAAGACUCUCAAAGAAAUUGAUGAAAGAAAUGCAUUCAUACAGACAUUGAAAAAUCAAAUCAACGACUUACAAGAAAAAAGCAAACAAAGUAUUCAAGAAUAUAAGCAAUUGAUGAUUAAAAUGAGUGAUAGCGAGAGGUUGUUAGGUCUUAAAGACGAUGAAUUGAGUAGUUUAAGGGUUUUACUUGAAGAAGAGCGCAAAGUUCAGCAAAGAUAUGCCAAUAAUUAUGAAAUUUGUAAAAAGCAAUUAUGUGAACAACAAUUGAUUGCCAAAAAUAGUCAAACAGAAGCAGAACUAUUGCGCAGAAAAGUCUAUUCUUGUAAUGAAGAGUUGCGGACGUCGCGGAAUAAUUUGUCCACAAGUAGUACCAUUGAUGACAAAACUGUUAAAGAAAAUGAAAAACUACAGAAUGAAUGCCAAACGUUAAAAACAAAAUUACAAACAAUUGAUACACAACUUUAUUCUUCUCGAACCGACCACCAGAAGCUUAGAGACGAUUACGAGUAUUUGCAGAAAUCGUUUUUAUUAUUACAGGAAAUUAAUGGGGAACUGGAGAAUAGGGGAGAUAACUAUUGGAAGGAACAAUACAAUGAUGCCAAACAACAAUUACAAACAAUUGAUUCAAAGCUCACUUUAGCCAAUAAAGAAUUAGAAGAAUUGAAACAAGAAUGUGAAGAAUAUACUAAUAAUAACAAAGCCUUAAAUGAAGAUCUUAUUAAUGCCAACCAAGAGAUUGACAAUAUAUCAUAUCAGAAUAAAAUUGCGACUGCAUGUGCCAUCAUUCCACUCAUUAUGUUAUUGAUUGCUGUUGUGAUGGCAUACUAUCCAUCCGUGUCUUCAGUGACUGGAACCAAUGAAUUGUGAUUUUUAGCUAAGUGUGUAUUACAAUACCUGAACAGAUAACAAAAAUUAUAGAUUUUAUUG